Molecule: messenger RNA, 903 nt
Organism: Haemonchus placei
Lineage: Eukaryota; Metazoa; Nematoda; Chromadorea; Rhabditida; Trichostrongylidae
Source: the annotation of a GenBank genome assembly
CUGAAUAUAUUUUUCCAGGCGUUCCUUAUCGCUUGCAAGCACUUCUUCAGCUUCUUACCGGAUGGAGACAAACAAUGUGAAGAAAUUGCCAACAAAGUCAUCAAGCCAAUCAAGGAAGCCCUUGAACAAGGUGUUACAUCAGAAGAUGUUUGGUCAGGAAUGUGCUGCGCAACACUUCUAACACCAUCUUCAAAUGAGAAGGGCUGCGGAUUGCCGGCGAUAAGCGUGAAUUCGUUUUGGAAGCAUCAACAGGCAUUUUAUGAGAACGCAGAGUGUAUGGCAUGGAGAGGGGAGAUGGCCAUCAAAAUCAUGAAACGAAGCUCCAAGACUCUCAGCGACAAGAACCACGAUGCCAUGUGGUGCAAUGACAAUGGUGGUGUGGACGUAUUGUUUGAGCCUCCGGGAUCGAUAUGUAUAGCUUCAUCAGCGGCUGAUGUAAUCCUUCCAAGGAGUCCUCUUUGCAAAUACCUAAAUGCCCUACCAUUGUGGAGUUGCACAACAAGUGAUCGAUUGCCGACUGACAUACCGAUGCUCCGUUUACUUGUGGCUUCCACUCUGCUCUGCGCGUUCGCCAUUGCCCUUCCAUCAGAUAUCACCCGUGACAUUGUUUCUCAUGACUCCGAAGAAAUUGGUCCACUUGAAUCUCUUCCACCACUGAGUGCCGAUACUGUCUUCUGUGCAGCAUGCAGAGGAGCUGUUAAAUUCAUCGCAUCAAUACUGGAUCAAGGUACUCUGAAGAUUGAAGAGGCAUUCGUCAACCAAUGCGUGAAAUUCUUGGACUUCAUGCCAUUCCCUACCGUACAGUGCAGAUUUAUUGCAAAGUUGAAACUCGGACCAAUUAAGAAAUCGCUUGAAGCUGGUGAUACUCCUGAAAUGGUAUGCAAGAAGAUGUAUAUCUGCUAA